Diprion similis is the source of this 3952-nucleotide messenger RNA. It is a transcript of the gene Ripk5, whose product is annotated as dual serine/threonine and tyrosine protein kinase-like. Lineage: Eukaryota; Metazoa; Arthropoda; Insecta; Hymenoptera; Diprionidae. The transcript has 4 exons. The record is from RefSeq and is a predicted model, not a curated record. The coding region runs from base 356 to 3280 and encodes 974 amino acids. Gene Ontology annotation, biological process: protein phosphorylation. Gene Ontology annotation, molecular function: ATP binding; protein kinase activity.
CCACUUGCAUAGGGAAGUUAGUAACCGUCAUGUGUUAGUCGAGAGAGUUUACUCGGAUUAGUGCACAUCAUACGAGUCGAAAUUACAUAUUACACACAUUUUGUAAGGACUAUACUACUCUCGUAAUCGUGUUGUUUGUGCAGCGCGGUCAUGGAGGCAUAUGCUUUGAACGAGAAUAAAAAUCCGCUGUGCCGUGCUGUUGUUGACCGCAUUGAAAUUUUGGAAAACCUGCGCAACUCUUGCGUUUUUCCAAACAUCAACAAGAGCUUCAGCGAUACUGCGUGCCAACCAUAAUUUUUAAAUGAUAUGAAACAUAUUCCCUGCCACUGCCCAGUACUAAACUCAGAGUAUCAAAAUGGUAAGCAAGCUGCGAUUGGAGUUCAGAAAAUACUACAAAAACAGAAGGAAACUAAGAUGUAUUCUAAAGGAAACGCAGCGGACCCUUGACGCCAUUGCUGCUGAAAAUUUCUUUCCAGAUGAAAACGUGAGCGAAGACUUGCUAACGCCAUUGACAUUGGAAAGGAUUACUCACAUUCUUGAAGACUCGCCAGCGAUAGUCAUAAUGGGUCAAGAUACAAAGGCAAAAGCGCAUCUCGUGAACACAUUACUAUCUUCUGAACUUUUACCAACUUGUAACGGAUCAUGGAGAUGGAUAAGGAUCAGCUACGGAGAGACGAAUCACGUCAGUCUGACACUGAACUUGGAAUACGAGGUUGUGGAAAGGCUCCAGUGCAACGAAAAAACGUGGAGUACUCUUCCUGUCGAAGAUCUAACAAGAACCGAGAACGACGACAUCAAUUGCCCAGCCGUUCUUGAAGUGAAAGUAGACAAGGUCCUGCUGCGAGAUAAUGUACAGAUAUUUGUGACCCCCAAAGACGGGGCCACCGAAGUCUUGUCAAGAGGAAUCCUCAAAGUCUUGCCGAUAUUCUUCUACGCGCUGGGAGACCAUCCUUUGAGCCAAGAAAACUUGGAGGAAUUGAGAGACCUGAAGGAAACUUAUCCCGAUUACCCGGUUCUCUUUAUAUCCUCGGAAAUCAACAUGUUACUCGACAAUGCAGACACGGAAUUAACAGAAUCCGAACAACACCGCCUCCAGGAAACCGUAUACGAAAACGGGUCGACGUCUCUGCAAGACGGAGAGGAGAGAACCACACGAAAAAUGAAUCUCCUCGGUCUGACAUGGCUGAAUCAAAUAGCUAGUCUGGGAUUCUUGAGAAUGGAAGAAUCUGUCGAGGUUGAUCAGCUUUCUUGGCUCGACGGGAGCGACUACAGCAGCUCUAGUCAGUUUAUAAAUUCGCCGCAAAAGAUGGACCAAGUACUUCGGUUUACAGAGGAGUGUUUGCAGAAGUAUUUGGUGAACGCCAGCAACAUGUUGAACGAAGUUCAUACGACCAGUCUACGCAAAUUCAUACUGAGCGCUUUCGACAUGGCGAGAGAAUUACAGAUAACGCCGCGCAGGAUACAAUACGCGCGACAAAAGGAGAACGUGCUGUACAACAGUCUGAUGAAGCUGGUAAGCGAGAAGCAGGAGGAGGUUACUGAACUGAUACAAAACAUUAUUGACGAAAUGAAGACUGAUCUGAUCGAGGGAGAGGGCAAUUACCACAGCGAAAGUAUUAACCUGGAAAACGGCGAAAGGAGAGAAUGGUGCGACACCAUUCGCGCGGCGACGCUCGAAGUCCAAAGACUGCUGCUCAGUUCUCUGAGUGAACGAGUGGCCAAACAGUUAGUGACGUCUGUUGACUGCCUGCGAGAAACGUUCGUUGGAACAUUGCAGAGGUGUUUGCUGAGUCUGGAAAGGAGUUACGAGCACGAGUCGAGUCUGUUGGCGAGCGACGCGCUCAAGCAGAUACUAUCGGCAGCUUACAACGUCGAGCUAACCGACAAUUCCAUGUCAAUGGUUCACUCGUUUCUAGAAAGAUUAAGGCAAUUAGUAAAGUCCCUCCCGCUUCCGUGGUCAUCGACACCAGUACUCGACGUUUCGUGGAGAAGAAGAGUAGCCGUCGACGUUCUGAACUCUCUAAACUCAGCCCGACUCUCUAAAGCCAUAGCGACACAGUUCAGAGAAAAAGUGAAAUCGUCGCACGACUCGUUUCAGUCGGCGCUUCGCUCUCUGGAAAGUCAUUACUCUGGAAAGCUUGAAAGAACGGAAGAGCAGAGGGUUGCAAUAAGGAAAUUCCACGCCCCAAGACUGGCUAGACUUGCCCUGGAAUCUACAUCCAUGAGCGAUAUGGUGAGAUAUGGGGCACCACGCCAGGGCAAAGAGAUUGGCAGGGGUCAGUACGGCGUUGUUUUCUCUUGCGACGAAUGGGGAGGGGCGCCAGGUCCGUGUGCGGUGAAAUCGGUUGUUCCGCCCGACGACAAACACUGGAACGAUUUGGCAAUGGAAUUUUAUUACACAAGAUCGAUACCCGAUCACAAAAGAAUAGUAAAGCUGCGCGGUUCGGUUGUCGACGACUCGUACGGCGGCGGUUGCGGACUGUCGCCAGCUGUAUUACUUGUUACGGACCGUUUGAGCCGAGACCUUUACUGCGGAAUAAGGGCGGGACUGUCAUGGCUUGAAAGAAUUCAAAUUGCAAUAGACGUCGUCGAGGGGAUAAGGUAUCUUCAUUCCCAAGGACUAGUUCACCGCGACAUCAAACUGAAGAAUGUUUUAUUGGAUACUGACAACCGUGCCAAACUAACGGAUCUCGGCUUUUGCAUACCGGAAGCAAUGAUGUCUGGAAGUAUCGUCGGCACUCCGGUACACAUGGCGCCGGAACUACUUUCUGGACAUUACGACAGCAGCGUAGAUGUCUAUGCGUUCGGAGUCUUGUUCUGGUACAUUUGUGCAGGGAACGUACGACUCCCCUAUGCCUUCGAACAAUUCCACAACAAGGAACAACUCUGGACAAGCGUAAGAAGAGGCCUGAGACCGGAAAGACUCCACCAUUUUGACGACGAAUGUUGGGCACUAAUGGAGCAAUGCUGGGCUGGCGAACCACCGCGAAGGCCAUUGUUAGGUGCUGUACUACCCGUCCUUGAGUCGAUACGAGAAAAAGCCGAACAAGGCAAGUCUGAACAGCAAAAAGACUUCUUAAAUGCAAGAGAGGCUUCUUCUUUAACUAAAAGUCCGGCUGUAUCAUUGACUGAGCCGUAUAAUCAAAGAGGAGUGAUGGCUAAUGCACACACCGCGAAAAAAAGGCCUCGUAGAUUUAUUAAACACCCCGCUCUCCACAUGACGAAUUUUUUCUACACUAGCACUUGUCCUAACUUGUACAUUCAGAUGCGAGAAUUUUAAGAAUUGUUACCAUGUCUUGCCCGUUUUUUCGGUUAUAUCAAUCACCGAUAAUACUCAAUUGUUGUUAUCAUUAUUGUUCAUCGUUUUCUACCAUAUAUUAUUGUUGAUUUUUCAAUCCCCUCGGUAUUUUCUGAAUCCUUUUUUUUUAAUACAUGUUAUCAUACAAAUUUUUUAAUCAAUGACGAUUGUCAUUCGCUUUGUGAAAUAAAUCCGCUUUUAAUUAGUAUUAGAAAGAGUAAUUUUUUUUCUCUCUUUUGGAAAUUCAAAUUAACUUAGAGGUAUUAGUUCAAGUUUUUUUUUUUUUUUUUUUUUUUUUUUAUAGAUUAUCGCUUAUUACUUUUAUUAUAAUUAAACAUUUUGACUCUGACGGUAAUAUUAAGCUACGACAUCACAUGUAUAAUGAUUUGUACAUCCGACUUUUGAUAAUUAAACAAUGAAUAAAUAAAAAAAAAAGAAGAUAACACGAUUUUUGACUGAAAUGUAUAUUUUUUUCACGUUUAUUUGGGGGCGAAAGCUGGACGGACCAAUGUUAAUAUUGCGAAUUUCUUCUAUCGCUUUCUACUCUGUAUCAAUUUUCCGCUAUUGUCUUCAGCUUGUGUUUGCUCUGUCUUCAAAUUGUCAUUUCUCUCCAUUCUUUCUUUCGAAGUAAUAUUAUCAUUCAUGCUUCACAAG